This is a messenger RNA of Oncorhynchus gorbuscha (pink salmon), 1592 nucleotides long. Its product is annotated as NAD kinase 2, mitochondrial-like. The transcript is spliced from 3 exons. Gene Ontology annotation, molecular function: NAD+ kinase activity. The coding region runs from base 1118 to 1453 and encodes 111 amino acids. Gene Ontology annotation, cellular component: mitochondrion. Lineage: Eukaryota; Metazoa; Chordata; Actinopteri; Salmoniformes; Salmonidae. Gene Ontology annotation, biological process: NAD+ metabolic process. The record is from RefSeq and is a predicted model, not a curated record.
GGUGAAGGAGAGAAGACAAAGGUAUCCCACUUUGGACAAUGUUUGCCAAAUGAAUAACUGCUGAUUUUCCUUCAUGAACACUGAAGGACUGGUAAGGUUCCAUUCAUAUUGGUCUCAUAUUUCUAGUGUUUUCAGGUGACAAAAGGAAAGGAGUCUAGGAAAGGAAGCUAUUUAGACAACAAUGCUCUGGUUCCACCGGUUUCCAUUAAACAACACAGACACAAAGUCAGAUCUCACAGCCACAAAGUCAUAAUUGCAACAACAACAAAUAUUUUUUUUGUCUUAAUUUUUAACGUUAGGCAUAAGGUUAGCAGUGCAGUUAAGGUGAGGGUUGAUGUUGACUCAUAUUUUAGGAAGAAUAAUGGUAGAAUUUGGUGAGGUUUAUGUAGUCAUAAUUAAUUAAUAAUUCAAGGUAAAAUAAAAAAAUACACCCCUAAAAAGCACGUUGUUGUACGUAAUGAAAUAAGCGUGCGAGCACAUUCCGCAAGCGUGCGUGCUUCAAAGAUGGUGUUGUAGCUUGUAGGUCCUUGCAGCUGGGUACAGUCCACUAGCUGGGUGCGAGUAGGUGUCGCCGUAUCUGGAUUCGACGAUCGUAGUGCAUGAGGGACCCAGGACAAAUAGCUAGGACAUCAGAUUGGAUUAACACCGACAUUGGCCAACAACUACAUUAAUGGGGACCAACAACGAAUAACUUUUGAUUCAUUUAUUUAAUUUUUCGAAUAAUUUACAAGAAUGACUCCCCAUUCCUUGAUAAACUGUCUGUGCCUUGGGCAUCGAGCUGUCACUAUUUUAAAUGGGAGCUCACGUCACAUCCAGAUGGAGAUGCAAAGUAUUGCAUCACGGGCUGAAAUUGGUUUUAAACCCGCAAAAGUUGCUGUGGUGACAAAGAUGACAAGGCAUGAAUUUGAGCAGCAAAGAUAUCGCUUUUCAGAGCUCUCAGAAGAGGACCUAAAACAGCUGGUAAGAGAAUGGAAAACGAUGUGAUAUAAGUGGUACUUACUCUCAAACACCCUCAUGUGUUCGUUAUUGACAGUAAAACACACCCAUAACAAGUCAUCAGCACACACCAGUUUCACUUUCAGUUUAGACAUGGAAACCCAGUUGAUCCGAUAGGUAAAUGCUGGUCAUAGACAAAUAUUCACUGAGGAAGUCAGAUUCCUUUCUCAAUGUUGAGUUUUUUAUGCUAAUCCACAAGGAUUCAAGGAUAUUGUUGUGGUGUACUGUCUACAAAAGGUCAGAGGGACAUCUGUGCCUUCCUGUGUGUUACACACAUGCCUUCCCUGAGGCACUACAGAAACUCCGUCGUGGUCAGUUCAGGUGGCAGUGGCGGCAGAGGAUCCGUCUACACCUUGAGGGCACCGGGAUCAACCCCAUCCCAGUAGACCUACAUGAACAGCAGCUCAGCCAGGAGCAACACAACCUGGCACACCGCAUCACCCUCAUGGAGGCCUAGCGCAGUACGGCCCCUCGGCCUCCUAUACAGUGCCUUGCGAAAGUAUUCGGCCCCCUAGAACUUUGCGACCUUUUGCCACAUUUCAGGCUUCAAACAUAAAGAUAUAAAACUGUAUUUUUUUUGUGAAGAAUCAACAACA